Miniopterus natalensis is the source of this 1425-nucleotide messenger RNA. Lineage: Eukaryota; Metazoa; Chordata; Mammalia; Chiroptera; Miniopteridae. The record is from RefSeq and is a predicted model, not a curated record.
GUUAACACAAAAACUUGUUGGAAGGAGAAGUUGAGUGUGCAAGCUCCAACUCUUUCAAAGGUCGGUGUAUGACUUUUUCUUCAUGAACGUCUCACUGACUCCCCAAGGAUGUGCUUGUUCCUGAAAUGACUGCGUCUGGGAAAAACAUACUGACAUUGGCUCAAUUUCUUGAUUUGCCCUCCAUGUGACCUUGGACAAAGUCUAAAGAUGGAUUUUAAAAUUGAACACACGUGGGAUGGUUUUCCAGUAACGCAUGAGCCAGUGUUUGUCAGGCUGAAUCCAGGUGACGGAGGAGUGAUGUUGAAAGUCAGUGCUCCGUUUUUCAAUGAUCCUCCAGCCCCACUUGGAGAACCAGGAAAGCCUUUCAACAAACUGUGGGAUUAUGAAGUUGUGGAAGUAUUUUUUUUGAAUGACAUAACUGAACAGUACUUAGAAGUUGAACUUUGCCCCCAUGGACAGCAUUUGGUGCUUUUAUUAUCUGGAAGAAGAAAUGUGUGGAAACAAGAACUUGCUCUAUCAUUUGAAGUGUCCAGAGGAGAGACAAAAUGGGAAGGUAGAGCUUAUCUUCCUUGGAGUUAUUUUCCACCAAAUGUGACAAAAUUCAAUUCAUUUGCCAUUCAUGGAUCAAAAGAUAAAAGAAGCUAUGAAGCUCUUUACCCUGUACCUCAGCAUGAACUGCAACCAGGACAAAAGCCUGAUUUCCAUUGUCUGGAAUACUUCAAGCCUUACAGUUUUAACACACUGCUUGGAGAGGAGUGGAAACAACCAGAAUCCGACCUGUGGCUAACAGAGAAGCCUGAUGUGUAGGAGUAUAGUAGAUGACCAUAUCAGUCAUUUCUUCCCUAUACCCUUUAAGGUAAAUCAAUAAUAAGUAUAAUCUCUUUCAAGAUAACGUGAAAACAUUUCAUCAAUAAAUAUUUUCAUAAAGGUCAAUGAAAAUAUAGUAUCCCUCUGGCAAAUUGUAUAUAAAUUAACAAGAAAAUGAAAAGUUGGAAGAUGAUUGUGUCUAGAAAGUUAAAAUUUUUCUCAUUUAGUCCAGGGGCCAUAGUGUCAAUGAAUUCUGUCAUCUGCUUCGCAUCACCCUUCCCCCAAAUAUCCCUGACUGUCAAUCGAAUCGUUAUUUCUCUUUCCACUUCCCUAAACCGCAGCCAGCCUGAGACAGGAACAUUUUAUUUGCACAUUUUGAACUCCAUGUACAUUAAUUAUUUACUCAGAAUCUUUUGUCUAUCCUUGAACUGAGUAGAAAACAAUGACCUAUUUCAGCGGAACAGGAAAUCCACAUCUGCUAAGGCAUCAUUAAGAUACAUGUGUUAUUUAACUAGCUAUUUUUCCUGUCUUAUGACUAUUUUUACUUUGUAGAAGGAAUGGAAUUCAGGGAACAACUUCUGCUUUUGUUUAUAAAGAAACACCAUUUUCUUAAUGCUA